UCUAUGGUCCUGACAGGAGCUGCUAUAUACCACAGAUAUUACCACUACCUGUAUACCAGUUACCUGCCGGCUAGUCUGAGGGACCUGGUGGACCAGCUGUCUAACUGUGAAGACAUCCUGAUGAACUUCCUGGUGUCAGCUGUCACCAAGCUGCCGCCCAUCAAGGUCACCCAGAAGAAACAGUACAAGGAGACUAUGAUGGUGCAGACCUCUAGAGCGUCCCGGUGGGCCGACCAGACCACUUUGGCCAGCGACAGAGCUGCAUGA
Molecule: messenger RNA, 267 nt
Organism: Oncorhynchus gorbuscha (pink salmon)
Lineage: Eukaryota; Metazoa; Chordata; Actinopteri; Salmoniformes; Salmonidae
Product: exostosin-1-like
Exons: 3
Coding region: 4-267 (87 amino acids)
Cellular component (GO): membrane
Molecular function (GO): glycosyltransferase activity
Source: RefSeq, a predicted model, not a curated record